Messenger RNA from Esox lucius (northern pike), 1483 nucleotides. Its product is annotated as ribosome-binding protein 1-like. The record is from RefSeq and is a predicted model, not a curated record. The transcript is spliced from 9 exons. NCBI's taxonomy places the organism in Eukaryota, Metazoa, Chordata, Actinopteri, Esociformes, Esocidae. The coding region runs from base 1 to 1134 and encodes 377 amino acids.
AUGAUCAUCAGCUUCCGUUGCUAUGGAGACGGAGCCCGCCCGCUUUGCAAUUGGGUGAUUUCUUCGGUGAUUUCUCAUUGCGCUCAAACCACUUUCCAGGUGUGCUCCCAUUGUAAGGCAGAGCAACCUCUGAAGCAGCGCCUUAAGAAGAAGCUUCAGAGGUUUGAUGAGAAGCGAGAGAAAUGGGUGGUUGGUCGUAAGAAAAACCACAACUCUGCAUCCAUCAAGGAUGAAGCCAGUGUCAUGCUUGAGAAACUCCAUGCCAUUGGCUACAAGCCAGUACUCCUGCUAGGAAAGGAGGACAAAAAAAAGAAAAUUAAGUGUGAAAUUGUAAUGCCACGCUGCACACUUUCCACAUUUGCCCAGGACUAUCUACAGAAGAUAGGCUCAUUGCAUGAAUACCUUUGUGAAGGAUGGACCCAAGAUUCCAAUGGCAAUGAGGAUCAGCUGAUUACUCUGCAGCUCAUACCCUGCGAGGCGAGCCCCACGGGGGGGCAGGUGGAGCAGGCGAGCCCCACGGAGGGGCAGGUGGCGCAGGCGAGCCCCACGGAGGGGCAGGUGGCGCAGGCGAGCCCCACGGAGGGGCAGGUGGCGCAGGCGAGCCCCACGGAGGGGCAGGUGGCGCAGGCGAGCCCCACGGAGGGGCAGGUGGCGCAGGCGAGCCCCACGGAGGGGCAGGUGGCGCAGGCGAGCCCCACGGAGGGGCAGGUGGCGCAGGCGAGCCCCACGGAGGGGCAGGUGGAGCAGGCGAGCCCCACGGAGGGGCAGGUGGCGCAGGCGAGCCCCACGGAGGGGCAGGUGGAGCAGGCGAGCCCCACGGAGGGGCAGGUGGAGCAGGCGAGCCCCACGGAGGGGCAAGCUGUCUUCACAGGGUCAGCCAGGGACACAGUCACAAGUCGCAAAAAUAAAACGUCAGGGGUACCAAGGCAUAUGCCUGAAAGGAAAAGGCAACAAAAGAAUUGCUCCUACCACACUCGCCUAGAGGUUUUCCCCAUCAAGAGUGUAUUAAGAGAAAGAGUGAGAAAGGGCAAAGCAGAAAUGCUGGUUGACUGGGAGCCCUGUCCAGUAUGUGGAGAGCAGUGGGCCCAUUCCUGGCAGCCAAAGGAUUCACUCCAAAAUAAUGAAAAUAAAUAAAGUGUAUGUUUAGAACUCUAAACAUUUUUGUUUCACCCUAUUUAUUAAAUUGUUUCUGUGCUGCAUUUGAUCUCAUAUCUCAUCUUUCUGUAGUACUGAAAAGGGGAACAUCUCCAAGAAUUUGACCUGGAGUUUAAUCUCAAAAGGGAAUGUACUAGAAAUGUACUUAAUCCAACUCAAUCUUCUUUUUCAGAUGUUAUUCAAAAGCAUGAUUUUCAUAUUUCCUAAUUAUAAAUUGCACUGUUAUUUUAUUACAGUUUACAUGUAAUUUGAUUUCAUGUUCUGUUUUCUGUUCUUUGAAAGUGAACUUAACCUCACAGUCCACUGUUAAGAAAUACAACGUUAUGGC